ACCAUUGGAGAGCAUCACCAAAAGUUCCCGCCCCGGAGACUGACUGACUGACUGGCUUGAAUCCGGACAGACAGACUAUAACCAACGACAUCGAUAUUCGUUCAAGAAAACACUUCCAAUACAACCACCAAGCAAACCCGUAUAUACGGCAUCAGACUCUCAUACAUCCCAUCCCCCCCUCACACUCCUUCCUCCCCUCCGCCACAAAUCGCACAAGAUGUCUUCCAUCCUCCGCAAACUCCAGGGUGGAAACCUCGAGGUCUUCAAGUUUGGAACCUACAUCCUCUUCCCCAUCGGCUGGAUGUACUACUUCGGCACGAACCUCGACGACCGCUUCACCGUCAAGGGCUUCUGGCCCACCGCCGAACAAUCCCACAAGAUCCCGCUCGAGAAGGAGGAGAUCGACCGCGAGCUGAACCGCAUGCGCAUGAACGACGCCGUCCGCCGGGAGCGGAGGCAGCGGGAGGCGGCGGAGGCGGAGCUGCAGCUGGCUCAGGCGCAGUCUCGCGCCCAGACGGAAGCAUCCGCAGAGUAGCCUCCCUCCUUUUCGAGAGUGACUUGUUUUGUUUGAGCGGGAUGGGAACCAAAAAAAAAAAAAAAAAGGUUGCGUUG
This is a messenger RNA of Aspergillus aculeatinus CBS 121060, 612 nucleotides long. RefSeq lists its product as uncharacterized. Bases 218 to 535 code for a protein of 105 amino acids. NCBI's taxonomy places the organism in Eukaryota, Fungi, Ascomycota, Eurotiomycetes, Eurotiales, Aspergillaceae. The record is from RefSeq and is a predicted model, not a curated record. The transcript is spliced from 2 exons. Gene Ontology annotation, biological process: mitochondrial respiratory chain complex IV assembly. Gene Ontology annotation, cellular component: mitochondrion; mitochondrial inner membrane.